AUGUACGAAACUGGGCAAUUCGAUACUGUCUAUCAUGAACAUAUAUCUUUUUUUACAGCACAUUCAUUUAGAAAAAUUGCUGAUAUAGCAGGAUUAAAGAUUGUCAAUUUUGAAAUCAUACCCAUUCAUGGACGUUCAUGUUUGGUAACAUUUCAGCGAACGGAAAUAUCCAGUACUUCCUUGAACACUGUCUUUCAAAAAAAAGAUGCUCCGUCGCUUUCGUUAGCAAUCCAAAAAGAGCGUAAUCUGGGAGUUACAGAAACUUGGUUUUAUGUGAAAUAUCAGGCGCAGGCCGAAGCUAUGCGCCGAUGGCUUCUACACCAACUAACAACUGUUCACAGCCAAGGUCACACUAUUGUAGCCUACGGGGCUGCCGCUAAAGGUAUGGUACUUUUGCAUUUCUUACUAGGAUCUCCCAAUCGAUCAUGGAAUAUAUCUUAUGUGAUUGAUGAUGCGCCUUUGAAACAAAACACUUAUUGUCCUGGAACAUCUAUACCGGUAUUUCCUACUACCCACUUGAGUAAACAUAAUUCAAGCAAACCGCUGACAAUAAUUGUGUUUGCAUGGAAUUUUUGGGACGAAAUUUCUAAAAAAAUUCGCAAAGAAACAGUCGACAAUGGCAUUAAAACUGUUUUUAUUAUACUUCCAUUUCCUCAUCAACAACUUGUUAAGCUCGAGCCAAACACGAACGUGAUACUUACGCAAAAUACACACAGAUCAUUACCUUGGCCAUCUCUAAUUUUUUCUGUACGAAGGCCAGUACUGUUAAUUUCCCACUUUUUCAACGAAGAAAUCUUGUUACCUUUUUGGAUUCGUCAUCAUGCACCUAUGUUUGACAUGGCCAUCCUAAUUGAUUACAAUAGUACUGAUAGAUCAUUAGAAAUUAUUCGCAGAGAAGCGCCAUACACGUGGAAAAUUGUGCCGUCGCAUAAUGCACAAUUCGCGGCUGACCGUGUCGAUGUUGAAGUUCAAGAAUAUGAAAAAAUGUACCCGGCAGCAUGGAAGAUCGCUCUGAAUACUCCAGAAUUUCUUGUUCAUUCAGAUCUUCGACAAGCGCUUGCUGGCAUAGAACGCUCUAGUUCUAUCAUGGCAUUGCGCUUUCAUUCUAUACUAAUGUCCGGAAAUGAUUCUAUACCGUUGCAACGAUUUACGUCUUUAUUGAAGCAGCGAUCUCAGUAUCUUUGUAAAACAAGCAAAUCCGAUACUUUGUUCACCUCUCGCUACAUACAUCGUUAUUCGUCUGCUCAAUAUACUGUUGGACGGCACUCAAUAAGUGGUAGCGUCUGGGAAUGGUCUCCUGUUGGCUUUAUUGCCAAAUUUCAGUAUACGCCGUGGCCUGAAAUUAUCAAUCGCAAACUUCAAAUUCGUGCGCGGAUUCCGGCUAGUGAUUUUUCUCGUGGUUGGGGUUUCCACCACAAUAUUAACGUCACCCAACUAUCGGAAAAGAAAACCAGUAUUGAACGACUGGUACAGUGCGAUCUUCGACAUUAUGAUGCGAUAAAUGACGAACUAAUGAUGAUUCAUCGCCUGUGGAAAGAAGUAGUAGAUCACUAA
Adineta steineri is the source of this 1554-nucleotide messenger RNA. The record is from the annotation of a GenBank genome assembly. Lineage: Eukaryota; Metazoa; Rotifera; Eurotatoria; Adinetida; Adinetidae.